AAUGCAUUUGUUUGUGUGUCUCAUGCACAUAAAUACUUAUUGCUCUUCAAUCUUCAUGCACUCAAAAUACCAAAACAAAGAGACUGUUUUUUUCUUUUGUUUUGUCUAUGGAGAAAAGCAAGUCAUACCCUGAAUACUCUGAAUUUGGAUUCAGAGAGAGAUCAAAUUCCUACAACUUCAAUGGGCCAUGUCAAAAGGGAAGUGGGUUUUAUGCAGCAAGUGAUGCAGAGAUCAAGAGGAAGAAGAGAAUCAAGUCAUAUAAUGUUUAUGCUGUGGAGAGGAAGCUUAAAACAAGUGUGAGGAACAGCUUCAAGUGGAUCAAGAACAAGUUUGGUGAGUGGUAAUAAUAAUGAAAUAAUGUGUGAGUUAUUAGUUUUUUUUUUUUUAAGGGUAUGAAUAUGAUGUUGAAGAAAACAAAAUAGCUUUAACUUGUAAAAAACAAAAUGAUGAAAUGAAAUGAAAUGAAAUGAGAGUUUUCUUGUUU
Messenger RNA from Arachis stenosperma, 484 nucleotides. RefSeq lists its product as uncharacterized. The record is from RefSeq and is a predicted model, not a curated record. The coding region runs from base 108 to 344 and encodes 78 amino acids. The transcript has a single exon. NCBI's taxonomy places the organism in Eukaryota, Viridiplantae, Streptophyta, Magnoliopsida, Fabales, Fabaceae.